Messenger RNA from Aspergillus wentii DTO 134E9, 612 nucleotides. RefSeq names its product 60S ribosomal protein eL15. Lineage: Eukaryota; Fungi; Ascomycota; Eurotiomycetes; Eurotiales; Aspergillaceae. The record is from RefSeq and is a predicted model, not a curated record. Gene Ontology annotation, cellular component: cytosolic large ribosomal subunit; ribosome. Gene Ontology annotation, biological process: cytoplasmic translation. The transcript has 4 exons. The coding region runs from base 1 to 612 and encodes 203 amino acids. Gene Ontology annotation, molecular function: RNA binding; structural constituent of ribosome.
AUGGGUGCCCUCAAGUACGUGGAAGAGAUCCAGAAGAAGAAGCAGUCCGACGUGAUUCGCUUCCUGCUGCGCGUCCGUUGCUGGGAGCUCCGUCAGCUGAACGCUAUCCACCGUGCUUCCCGUCCUUCUCGUCCCGACAAGGCUCGUCGUCUCGGCUACAAGGCCAAGCAGGGAUAUGUUGUCUACCGUAUCCGUGUGAGACGCGGUGGCCGCAAGAGGCCCGCUCCUAAGGGUGCCACCUACGGCAAGCCCACCAACAUGGGUAUCAACCAGCUCAAGUACCAGCGUGCUCUCUCCGCCACCGCUGAGGAGCGUGUUGGCCGCCGCUGCGCCAACUUGCGUGUCCUGAACUCCUACUGGAUCAACCAGGACUCGACCUACAAGUACUUCGAGGUUAUCCUUGUCGACCCCCAGCACAAGGCCAUCCGCCGCGAUGCCCGCAUCAACUGGAUCUGCAACUCCGUGCACAAGCACCGCGAGGCCCGUGGUCUCACCGCCACUGGCAAGAAGUCCCGUGGUAUCAACAAGGGCCACCGCUACAACAACACCUCCGGUGGUCGCCGCCACACCUGGAAGCGCCAGAACACCCAGAGCUACUGGAGAUACCGUUAA